Messenger RNA from Thamnophis elegans (Western terrestrial garter snake), 1337 nucleotides. It is a transcript of the gene DCXR, whose product is annotated as dicarbonyl and L-xylulose reductase. The record is from RefSeq and is a predicted model, not a curated record. Bases 201 to 1196 code for a protein of 331 amino acids. Gene Ontology annotation, biological process: xylulose metabolic process; glucose metabolic process. NCBI's taxonomy places the organism in Eukaryota, Metazoa, Chordata, Lepidosauria, Squamata, Natricidae. The transcript has 8 exons. Gene Ontology annotation, molecular function: carbonyl reductase (NADPH) activity; L-xylulose reductase (NADPH) activity.
UUUCUCUUUCUCUCAACAAUCUCCCUACCCCAACUAUUAUAUUGAUCAGUCUGCAAUGCGCUGGUAUCAUAAACUCUAAGCCGCCUUGCAGCUCUCCGUUUUUCUCAUAGGGACCCACACCGCAAAAACUCCAGGGAAAAAAAACAUGGCGACAUGAAGAACCAGGAACCUCCCCUUCGGACAAAGGAGCGGUUGUCCGGAUGCGGUUUUACCCCCGGUGCCCCGAAGGAUGCCAGAAACCGGACUCGGGCGCUCCCGAUAGACCCGAAACGGGGGGAGAGGGGAGGCGCGUCCUCAGGCGGGACUACAAACGCGACACUCGGGAGCCGGGAGGGCUUAAAAGAGGGCCGAAAGCGGUGAAGACAAGAGGACCUCCUUCCCCCUUGUGGAAGCCCCUUCGGGCGCCGCCUCUUCCCUUCCAGCGCUGCCUCCAGCGCCGAUUGGAAGUUCAGCCGCCGCGGAGGAUGAAGCGCUUCUCUGGCCGCCGCGCUUUGGUGACGGGUGCAGGCAAAGGGAUCGGCAGGGCUGCGGCGGUACGGCUGAGCCAAGCUGGGGCUCAGGUGGUGGCGGUGAGCCGGACCCAGACAGAUCUCGAGACCCUGCAAGAAGAGUGCCCUGGCAUCCAGACAUUGUGUGUUGACCUCGCAGACUGGGAAGCUACAGAGACUGCACUAAGCACAGUAGAAGAUAUUGAUUUGUUAGUGAAUAAUGCUGCUGUAGCAGUUUUGCAGCCAUUCCUACAGGUUUCUAAGGAGGCCUUUGACAGAUCUUUCAGUGUCAACCUUCGGGCUGUGCUGCAGGUCUCCCAGAUUUUUGCCCAGAAAUUGAUUGCCAGAGGAGCACCAGGAGUUAUUGUCAAUGUUUCAAGCCAAGCUUCCCAACGGGCUGUGUUAAAUCACACAGUCUAUAGUGCAACCAAGAGUGCCUUGGAUAUGCUGACAAAGUCAAUGGCUCUGGAAUUAGGCCCCCAUAAGAUUAGGGUAAAUUGUGUGAACCCUACAGUUGUCAUGACCAACAUGGGACGCCUAAAUUGGAGUGAUCCCCAGAAAUCUGGACCUAUGCUUGGCCGCAUCCCAUUGGGAAAAUUUGCAGAAGUGGAUGAUGUGGUAAAUGGCAUCCUGUUCUUGUUGAGCGACCAAAGCAACAUGACCACUGGUGCCACACUGCCCAUUGAUGGAGGAUUCCUCUCCAGCUAGAAUACCUUGUUGGGUAAAUUCUUUGGGGAUGAAUAGCCUGACUCUUCAUGAUUUAUCCAGUUUAGUCUUUUUCAAAAUACGGAAGGAUCAUGAAAUGGAACAAUUUGAUAUACAAAUAAAUCAAUAAAGUAGUAGAAAGAA